GUCUCUGGGAAAGAAACGUCUCCGCCUCCGGCUCCCCCCCCCGCUCUAGUCAAUGGACUCUUCCGCCCUGCAGCUCCCUUGGGAUCUUCUUGGGGAGGUCUGCUCUGCUGAGUGCUGCCAGAGACAACCCUCGUUUGGGGCGAAGGCCUGGAGGAGAGUAACUAUGGUGAAUAUUAUCCAGAUUGUGCGAGAUCACUGGGCCGCGACUUUGGUUCCCAUAGCAUUUGUGGUGGGAUGUUACUUUGACAGGAGGAAUGAUGAGAAACUGGCACUCUACAGAAACAAGAGCAAAUUAUUUCAAAGGGAAUUGAAACCUGGAGAAGAAGUCACAUGGAAAUAAUGCGUCAAAUGAGAAAUACUUCCAUACAAUUAAAUUCACCUGUUUAAGAAGUG
This is a messenger RNA of Sceloporus undulatus (fence lizard), 393 nucleotides long. It is a transcript of the gene NDUFB1, whose product is annotated as NADH:ubiquinone oxidoreductase subunit B1. The record is from RefSeq and is a predicted model, not a curated record. The transcript has 3 exons. NCBI's taxonomy places the organism in Eukaryota, Metazoa, Chordata, Lepidosauria, Squamata, Phrynosomatidae. Bases 53 to 340 code for a protein of 95 amino acids. Gene Ontology annotation, cellular component: mitochondrion.